AUGACAAAGAAUGUAGAGCAUAUAAGUCUUACAACUUCAGCUAGCACUCAUGAUGAAGUUAUAUUGCCACCAUAUCCCAAAGAAAAAAAGCGUCAAAUAUGGUCUAAUAUGUGGAACCACUUCACUGCGAUGGAAGGUGAUGAGAAAAAGGCUAAAUGUCAAUAUUGUGGAGUCUUAAUUAAGUAUAGUAACAGAACAAGUGGUAUGCAGACUCAUCUAGGUAGAUGCACUGCUUAUGAUCAUGAUAAAACCCAACCCACCCAACCAAACAAAAGGAGAAAAACCAAUUCAGAAGGGAAAAUAGUUUGUUCGCCAAGCUAUUCUAAAUUUGAUCAAGAGGAAUGUCAAGCGCUACUUGUGAAAACAUUUAUGUGUUGUGAGCUUCCAUUCUGUUUUGUGAAGAAUGAAGUCUUUAGAAAGUUAUUAAUCACUUUGCAGCCUCGGUUUUAUAUCCCAUCACGGUCUACAUCGAGGCUUGAUAUUUGGGCGCUCUACCUUGAAGAAAAGGAGAAAUUGAAAAAUUCUUGUCAAAUCAUGGAAGAGUUUGUUUGA
This is a messenger RNA of Vicia faba (fava bean), 552 nucleotides long. The record is from the annotation of a GenBank genome assembly. NCBI's taxonomy places the organism in Eukaryota, Viridiplantae, Streptophyta, Magnoliopsida, Fabales, Fabaceae.